This is a messenger RNA of Artibeus jamaicensis (Jamaican fruit-eating bat), 2045 nucleotides long. RefSeq names its product proline-serine-threonine phosphatase interacting protein 2 (gene PSTPIP2). Gene Ontology annotation, cellular component: cytoplasm; actin filament; plasma membrane. NCBI's taxonomy places the organism in Eukaryota, Metazoa, Chordata, Mammalia, Chiroptera, Phyllostomidae. Bases 119 to 1123 code for a protein of 334 amino acids. Gene Ontology annotation, molecular function: actin filament binding. The transcript has 15 exons. The record is from RefSeq and is a predicted model, not a curated record. Gene Ontology annotation, biological process: actin filament polymerization.
GGCGGGCGGUGCGAGUCCGGCCUGGAGCCGCGGAGCGGACCGCGGGCAGUCACCGCCCGGCCUCCCCGCGCGCGCCGUCGCCGCCCCGCUCCCCUCGGCACCCGCACCAGCGCCGGCCAUGACGGGCUCGCAGUUCAAGGGGAACUUCUGGAGUCCCGACAUCCUCAGCACCAUUGGCUACGACAACAUCAUCCAACACCUGAACAACGGCCGCAAGAACUGCAAAGAGUUCGAAGACUUUUUAAAAGAAAGGGCAUCAAUUGAAGAGAAAUAUGGCAAAGAUCUGCUCAGCCUCUCUAGGAAGAAACCAUGCGGACAGUCUGAGAUCAAUACCCUGAAGCAGGCCCUGGAAGUCUUCAAGCAGAAAGUAGAAAGUGUAGCCCAAUGUCACAUUCAGCUUGCACAGACCCUAAGAGAAGAGGCCAGGAAGAUAGAAGAAUUCAGGGAAAGGCAAAAGCUACAACGGAAAAAGACAGAGGUUGUAAUGGAUGCUGUCCAUAAACAAAAGAGCUUACAAUUCAAGAAAACCAUGGAUGCAAAGAAGAACUAUGAGCAGAAAUGCCGAGACAAAGAUGAUGCAGAGCAGGCUGUCCACCGCAGUGCCAACCUGGUCAACCCGAAGCAACAAGAAAAGCUCUUUGUGAAACUGGCAUCUGCGAAGACGGCACUAGAGGACUCUGACAAGACCUAUAUGAUGCAGAUCAACACAUUGGAUAAGGUCCGAGAAGAGUGGCAGAGUGAGCACGUCAAGGCCUGUGAGGUGUUUGAAGCUCAAGAAUAUGAACGAAUAAACUUCUUUCGGAAUGCAUUGUGGUCACACAUGAAUCAGCUAUCGAAACAAUGUGUCACCAGCGAUGACAUGUAUGAAGAAGUCCGCAAGAGUUUAGAAAUGUGCAGCAUUGAGAAGGACAUCGAGUACUUUGUGACUCAACGGAAAACUGGACAGACUCCACCAGCGCCCAUCAUGUAUGAGAAUUUCUACUGCCCCCAGAGGAAUGCAGCCCCACAAGGAAAGGCUACGGCGCCGAACUUGGCAAGGAGAGGGCCUCUCCCGAUUCCUAAAAGCUUACCAGAUGACCCGGAUUAUUCUUUAAUCGAUGGCUACAGUUUGAUCUACCAGUGACAACGAUGGACACAGAGCCUUUUCUGGUGCUUCUGUGGCCGGGAAGGAGGCAGCGCAGCUGAGUCUGUGGACGUUGCACCCGUGAAGACUUUGAAGUGAACCCUUGCUGUAAUUUUUGAUAUUUUAAGUUUAUGGUAAACAUUUAGUUUAACUUAAGCUAGUAGAGUUCUGCAGUUUCCAAAAGAAGUUUACAGAUCGACCCAGACUCAAGAAUGAUCCUUUCUCAAUCAGUUACUGAAGUUGUGAAUACAUUGUUUUCUACUUGAUCCAGAACAGUCUCUGGAUUGGGCACCUUGACUCUUGGGGGAUGGGGAACCGGGAUGGCUGGAGCGGAGGCCGAGCCAUCCCUUGUGCUGGAAGCCCCUCUGGCUCAAGGGCAGCGUGCUCUGGCAUUUCCACAGUGACACACUCUCAGUGGUGCACGAUUUAAAAUGACCUUCCUUUUUGGCUGGAAGACUUAGAGGCCAUCUGAUCGUGCUUUCUCAUUUUGCAGAUGAGGAAAUGAGACUCAGAGGUGGGAAAUCAGUUUCCUUACUGUUGUCCCAGCGGGUUCUGGACAUACCAGAACUAGAGUGUGAGCUCUUCCCACAUCACUGUUCUUCUAACCCUUCCCGAGGCUGUGAUGCUCUUGAUGAAAUUUAAGACGCCAACUGUUUUUGCUGGCAACUUUUAAACUGGGAAAAUGACCAGGGUUUAAAUGUCAGAUUUAUUUUUAUAUGGUUCACUGUGUGUACUGAACUCCACAGCACCCUGUUUAAUUUGAUGAGAAAGCAUUGACAGUAAUAUAUACUAUUAUUUCACACGCCCCUAAGAAAGUCAGGUAGGGGAGAGUUAACAGUUAACUUGUGACAGUUAAUGGCCAGGCCCACUUGAGUUUCAGAUGCUAAAGCAUGCAAAAAAAAAAAGAAAGAAAAGAAAAGAA